Spirometra erinaceieuropaei is the source of this 360-nucleotide messenger RNA. NCBI's taxonomy places the organism in Eukaryota, Metazoa, Platyhelminthes, Cestoda, Diphyllobothriidea, Diphyllobothriidae. The record is from the annotation of a GenBank genome assembly.
AUGAUCACUGCCGCCAAAACCAAAAAGGCUGCUCACAAGUCUCAACUAUCCCUGAUUAGUAACAUGCCCACUAAAUCCAACCAAACCUGCGCGGGCAGUCAGCGAACAUUACGUGCACGGAUCGACCUCGUCGGUCAUUUUCAGACCCAAUGUACGGACCUCCCAAAGGCCACCGCUGCUCCAACCCUCUUGCCGACAACGAUGGCGUCCACCCUCACCACUGUUGUUCCGAAUCCCCUUGCCUCACUGCCGUCUAUCACCGCCACCGCCGCUGACGGAAACGCCCCUGACGCCACGCCAAACACCAGUACAUUCACCAUCACCAUCCCCACCUCCAGCGAUGUGGACUCGGUCUCAUAA